Molecule: messenger RNA, 4766 nt
Organism: Dama dama (fallow deer)
Lineage: Eukaryota; Metazoa; Chordata; Mammalia; Artiodactyla; Cervidae
Gene: MYOM2
Product: myomesin 2
Exons: 36
Coding region: 1-4488 (1495 amino acids)
Molecular function (GO): protein binding
Source: RefSeq, a predicted model, not a curated record
AUGUCGCUUGUCGCGGUGCCCUUCUACCAAAAGAGACACAAGCAUUUUGACCAGUCCUACCGCAAUAUCCAAACACGGUACCUUCUGGAUGAAUACGCAGCGAAAAAGAAGCGCGCUUCUGCCCAGUCGUCUUUGCAGAGAUCCAUCACUCGGAAGUCGUCCUCGCAGAGGGAGUCCAGCCGGGCAGCGCUGGGAGAGACCACCCUGGGAGAGACCACCCUCGGGGAGACCACUCUGGGGGAGUCCACGCUGGGCAGGACCACCUGCCGGCUGUGUGCCAAGAGGGUGAGCAGCGCGCUGGAAGAAGAGGCGCAGGAGAGGAAGCGCAGGUACCAGUCGAUGGUGGCUGCCUACGGCGAGGCCAAGCGGGAGCGCUACCUGAGCGAGCUGGCCCAGCUGGAGGAGGACGUGCACGUGGCCCGCACCCACGCCCGGGACCAGCUGGACAGGCUGGCCCUGCAGCACGCGGGCAGACACGGCCUGCACCACGCGGUGGACGACAGGCUGGCCUGGGAGCGGCACUCGUUCGAGGAUCGAAUAAGCCGGGCGCCGGAGAUCCUGGUGCGGCUGCGCUCACACACCGUCUGGGAGCGGAUGUCAGUCAAGCUGUGCUUCACGGUGCAGGGGUUCCCCACCCCCGUGGUGCAGUGGUAUAAAGACGGCAGCUUGAUCUGCCAGGCCGGGGAGCCAGGCAAGUACAGAAUCGACAGCAAGUACGGCGUGCACACGCUGGAGAUCAACAGGGCCGACUUCGACGACACCGCGACCUACUCGGCGGUAGCCACGAACGUGCAUGGACAGGUGUCCACCAACGCGGCAGUGGUGGUGAGAAGGUUCCGGGGUGACGAGGAGCCGUUCCAUUCGGUGGGGCUCCCGAUUGGAUUGCCCCUGUCGUCCGUGAUCCCGUACACGCACUUUGACGUCCAGUUCAUUGAGAAGUUCGGAGUCACCUUCCGGCGGGAGGGCGAGACCCUGACUCUCAAGUGCACGCUACUGGUGACGCCGGACCUGAAGCGCGUGCACCCCAGGGCCGAGUGGUACCGAGAUGACGUGCUGCUGAAGGAGUCCAAGUGGACCAAGAUGUUCUUCGGGGAAGGCCAGGCCUCGCUGUCCUUCAGCCACCUCAACAAGGACGACGAGGGGCUCUACACCCUGAGGAUCGUGUCCAGGGGGGGGAUCACCGACCACAGCGCCUUCCUGUUUGUCCGAGAUGCUGACCCCCUGGUCACCGGGGCCCCGGGCGCACCCAUGGACGUGCAUUGCCACGACGCGAACCGGGACUACGUCAUCGUGAGCUGGAAGCCCCCCAACACGACCAAGGAGAGCCCGGUCAUCGGCUACUUCAUCGACCGAUGUGAGGUGGGAACUGACAGCUGGGUACAGUGCAAUGACGCCCCCGUGAAGAUCUGUAAAUACCCCGUGACUGGACUCUUUGAGGGGAGGUCUUACAUAUUCCGCGUGCGCGCCGUCAACAGCGCAGGGAUCAGCCGGCCUUCCAGAGUCUCCGAGGCUGUGGCUGCCCUGGACCCUCUGGACCUCAGAAGGUUACAAGCUGUCCACUUGGAGGGAGAGAAAGACAUCGUGAUCUACCAGGAGGACCUUGAAGGCGAAGUCCAGAUCCCGGGACCUCCCACCAACGUGCACGCCUCGGAAACCAGCAGGACAUAUGUGGUCCUCAGCUGGGACCCCCCUGAGCCCCGGGGCAAGGAGCCGCUGAUGUACUUCAUUGAGAAGUCCAUGGUGGGGAGCGGCAGCUGGCAGCGGGUGAAUGCCCAGAUGGCUGUGAGGUCCCCCAGGUACGCCGUCUUCGACCUCGCCGAGGGGAAGCCGUACGUGUUCCGAGUCUUGUCGGCAAACAAGCACGGCCUGAGCGACCCGUCGGAAAUCACUGCCCCCAUCCAGGCCCAGGACACCAUUGCGGUACCCUCGGCUCCUGGCCGCGUACUCGCGUCCCGGAACACCAGAACCUCGGUGGUGGUGCAGUGGGACCGGCCGAAGCACGAGGAAGAUCUGCUGGGCUACUACGUGGACUGCUGCGUGGCCGGCUCCAACGUCUGGGAGCCCUGCAACCACAAGCCCAUCGGCUACAACAGGUUCGUGGUGCAUGGCCUCACCACUGGCGAGCAGUACAUCUUCCGCGUUAAGGCUGUUAAUGCUGUCGGCGUGAGUGAGAACUCGCAGGAGUCGGACGUCAUCAAAGUCCAGGCCGCCCUCACCGUCCCUUCCCAUCCUUACGGGAUCACCCUCCUGAACUGUGAUGGCCACUCCAUGAUCCUGGGUUGGAAGGUGCCCAAGUUCAGCGGCGGCUCCCCCAUCAUCGGCUACUACGUCGACAAGCGGGAGGCUCACCACAAAAACUGGCAUGAGGUCAACUCCUCGCCGCUCAAAGAGAGGAUCCUGACGGUGGAGGGCUUGACCGAAGGCUCCCUCUAUGAAUUCAAAAUUGCCGCCGCCAACAUGGCGGGGAUCGGGCAGUCAUCGGACCCCAGUGAGCUGUUCAAAUGUGAGGCCUGGACGAUGCCGGAGCCAGGCCCUGCCUACGACCUGACGUUCUGUGAGGUCCGGGACACGUCCCUGGUGCUGCUUUGGAAACCCCCAGUGUACUCGGGCAGCAGCCCUGUCUCUGGCUACUUCGUGGACUACAAAGAAGAGGACUCUGGAGAAUGGCUCACUGUCAACGAGGCCGCCACACCGCAUCGCUACUUGAAGGUGUGUGACCUUCACCACGGAAAGACCUACGUGUUCCGCGUGCGGGCAGUGAACGCCAGUGGGGUGGGGAGGCCCUCGGACACGUCGGAGCCGGUGCUGGUGGAGGCCAGGCCAGGCACGAAGGAGGUCAGCGCGGGCGUGGACGAGGAGGGCAACGUCUACCUGAGCUUUGACUGCCCGGAGGUGACGGACGCCUCCCACUUCACGUGGUGCAAGUCCUACGAGGACAUCGCAGACGAUGACAGGUUCAAGGUCGAGACCGCGGGGGACCACUCGAAGCUGUACUUCAAGAACCUGGACAAAGAGGACCUGGGAACGUACUCUGUGUCUGUCAGCGACACGGACGGCGUGUCCUCAAGCUUUGUCAUGGAUGAGGAAGAGCUGGGACGUCUGAAGGCCCUGAGCAAUGAGAUCAAGAACCCCACGAUUCCUCUGAAGUCAGAAUUAGCUUAUGAGAUUUUCGACAAGGGCCAGGUCCGCUUCUGGCUCCAGGCCGAGCACUUAUCCCCAGACUCCAGCUACCGCUUUAUCAUCAACGACAGAGAAGUCUCCGACAGUGAGGCACACAGAAUCAAGUGUGACAAGUCCACUGGCAUCAUCGAGAUGGUGAUGGAUCGGUUCACCAUUGAUAACGAGGGCACCUACACCGUGCAGAUUCAGGACGGAAAAGCCAAAAGCCAGUCUUCCCUGGUUCUCAUUGGAGACGCAUUCAAGACUGUCCUAGAAGAGGCUGAAUUGCAAAGAAAGGAGUUCCUCAGGAAACAAGGCCCGCAUUUUGCUGAGUACCUACACUGGGAUGUUACAGACGAGUGUGAGGUUCGGCUUGUGUGUAAGGUUGCAAACACCAAGAAGGAAACGGUUUUCAAGUGGCUAAAGGAUGAUGUUCUGUAUGAAACGGAGAAGAUGCCUGACCUGGAGAAGGGGGUCUGUGAGCUGCUCAUACCAAAGUUGUCGAAGAAGGAUCACGGUGAAUACAAGGCGACCUUGAAAGACGACAGGGGUCAGGAUGUGUCUACCCUUGAGAUAGCUGGCAAAGUGUACGAGGAUAUCAUUUUGGCGAUGAGUAGAGUCUGUGGAGCCUCUGCGUCUCCACUGAAGAUUCUCUGCACCCCAGAAGGAAUAAGGCUUCAGUGCUUCAUGAAAUACUUCACUGAGGAAAUGAAGGUGAACUGGUACCACAAGGACGCUAAGAUCGCGUCGAGCGAGCACAUGAGGAUCGGCGGCAGUGAGGAGAUGGCCUGGCUGCAGAUCUGUGAGCCCACAGAGAAGGACAAGGGGAAGUACACCUUCGAGAUUCUCGACGGCAAGAAGAACCACCAGCGCUCGCUCGACCUGUCUGGUCAGGCUUUCGAUGAAGCGUUUGCCGAAUUCCAGCAGCUCAAGGCCGCUGCUUUUGCAGAGAAAAAUCGUGGCAAGGUGAUCGGCGGCCUGCCCGACGUGGUGACCAUCAUGGAGGGGAAGACCUUGAACCUGACCUGCACGGUGUUCGGGAACCCUGACCCAGAGGUCGUGUGGUUCAAGAACGACAAGGACAUUGAGCUGAGCGACCACUUCUCGGUCAAGGUGGAGCAGGCCAAGUACGUCAGCAUGACCAUCAAGGGCGUGACCUCCGAGGACUCCGGCAAGUACAGCAUGCACGUGAAGAACAAGUACGGUGGCGAGAAGAUCGACGUGACGGUCAGCGUGUACAAGCAUGGGGAGCAGAUCCCCGACGUGGUGCCGCCCCAGCAAGCCAAGCCCAAGCUGCUCCCCGCGGCCGCCGCCUCACCCGCCCACUGAGGGUCGGGGGCCAUGCCAUCCCCGCAGGUGGCGUCCCGCGUGGCCUGACAGCCCCUGCACGUUGUGGUUUUAUCUUGGUGUUCUGUUGUUAGUAGUUUCGGUCCUUCUGAGCGGAAGUGCGUUUCCCCAUACAACUGUGUCUGCCUGCCCUGGACAGGGUGGGCUGGGGGUGAGCUGAUGCCUCGCUGGGGUGUUCUGUCCAUGAUGCCUGCAGGCCUGGGGGCUCUGAGAUGCUGGGGCGGUCAGCACAUGUGCCUCUUGCUCUCUGCUUUCUCUCG